GAGGUGGGGGCAGUGAUAAACUCACCCGGGCCACGAUAGAUAAGGUCGUAGAGGAUGGUGACCUGGAUCAUGUCCAUCAAUUUCAGAUGCGUCUUCAUAGGCAAACGCGGAAGGAGCGUGAUGAGGCCACUACAGAGACUCUAGGGGUAAAACGGAUCAUCGCGGAGGUGCUCGCGAAGAUGGGUUAUGGAAAGGACUCGGUGGUGCAGAGAAAGGUGGUGACCACGGUUCAAGGGAGAGGACAUGAACUGGUUGUGGAAAAGGUUGUCCAAGGAGAGUGGGACGAAGAGGAGACGGUGCCCCAGCACCUCGUAAAGGCACGACAUAAGCAGCGCAAUCUGGCACAAGACGGGCAGAGCUCCAGAAAAGGGCAAGCGCCUGAAGCGUUGACAGUGGCUCCACGAACCCGGACCAGGGCCCAGAACAAGGCGAUCGCUAGUCAGGAGCCUCCUCGAAAGGAGCCUGAGCAAGAGCGAUGGAAAAAGGUCGUGGAGAUCGAGGAGGACGACAAUGAAGAUGAGGAGGAUGAGAGGCUUCGCCAAAAAGAAGAUCAAAGGGCGGAGCAAAGGGCUAAGAAAAGAGGAGUCCAGGAGAAGGCCGAACCAAUUCUACGUGAUGUGGCACCAAAGAAGAAGAAGCAUGCGGUCCCGCUGGAAGAAGGCUUCGACGUGGAGAGGAUGGUGGACAGGUUGCUUGAAGGUCACAAUGACCUCAUGAACCUGAAAGACAUUCUGACUUCCGCUCCCAAGUUCCGUGAUGGGUUGAAGGGAAGACUUUUGCGGCGGUUGGUGCCAAAUGUUCGUAGUACGAUUCUGCCUAAGGAGGCAGAAUGGGCGGAAACGGGGACAAGGAUGAACUAAAAGUGUGUGGCCUGCGGGUUUGUGGAUCUGAUGGUGGAAAGUUCAAAGUGCACCUUUAUAGUGGAUACGGGUGCAGAGAUGAAUAUCCUACGAAAAGUCAAUGCAGUUAGGCUGGGUAUGGAGAUAAACCGCUCAUAUUGUG
Molecule: messenger RNA, 1002 nt
Organism: Chara braunii
Lineage: Eukaryota; Viridiplantae; Streptophyta; Charophyceae; Charales; Characeae
Source: the annotation of a GenBank genome assembly